AUAUUUCUUACUAAUCUACCUAACAAGGACCAAGUAAGCAACUUUUUUUUAAGAACCACUUCAUAUUGGUACUAAUACAUACUCCGUUUUUCUUAAAGGUAAACUCAAUUACCCUAAAAAAUGAAGAAACCUGAGUGGCACUACAUCAACAAUCACCCCCACCCUACACGCCACCUGGUGGAGCAUUCACCCCGAGUACCACAACAUCAACAAUCACCCCCACCCUACGCUCCACCUGGUGGUCCGGAUGCUCCGGGGUGUCCGAGGAAACAUCAACAUGAUUACAUGAACCAAGAGCCAUAUAGUUAAUAUGCUGUGUACGAUGACUAAGGGUCUGUUUCGAUUGACGACUGAAAUAAGCUGAACUAAACUGAAUAUUUUAUAAAAGAAGAAAUUUAAGAACUGAACUAAACUGAAAAUAAUCUGAAGAUAACAUGCCCUAAAUGAGCCAAGGGUAUGCCCCACAAAUACGGUGAUUCCAACUUUAUUACCGUUACAUAUUAUAAUACCCACACUUUCAUAAAAAAAAAACAACAAAACCAAAUCCAUCUUAUUCAGAUGAGCAGCACACCUCUCAUCACUCUUCCCAUCUAAACACUAACCAAACCACUCUUUCUUUCUUUCUUCCAAAAAAAAUCCCAUAAAAAUGGCAGAAUAUGAAACACAAAACAAUCAAGAACCCACAAUAAUCCCAAAAGAAACCGCAAUUCAAACCUUAAACACAAUAAUCCAACUCCAUUUCGAAAAAACCCUUGAAAAAAAACGAGCAGUAGACCACCAAAAGAAGCAACUUUGGAAGCUCUUUCAACAUUUCUUCCUCUUUCUUUCCUUAGUUUUCGCUUCGCUUUCGCUGAGCACUCGCCUUCAAUGCCGCCAUUCUUGGAUCCCCAUUUCACUCCUGUCCUUCUCACAUCUCAUCUUCUAUGUAUCUGUUGCACAAACUCUAAGGUGCAUCAAUGCUUUCAAGUAUCAAAGAAGGUGUCAUAAGCUUACUCUUGGCCUUGCUACUGAUAAGCUCAGGCAGCUUAAGACGAUCACUAUGAUUAACAGUGAUGCAAGAAAUCACGUGUCGUUUGGUGUAAUUAAUAAUGAUGUUGACGAUGAGGGUUGCUUCGUUAAUGGGCAGGAUUUUGAAAUUCAUUAUCAAGAACCUCCUGAGAGUUAUUUUGGUAAGUUUAAGAGAAAUUGGGCACUUUAUUUUGGGUUUUUAAUCUUGGUUUAUGGUUUUAUGGUUUCUUCCUCUGUUGUUCUUCUUUGUUUCUAGUAAAAACAAAUUAGUAUUAUUAUUCUUUUGUAUUAUUGAUUCAGAUUUUGUUUCUUUAUUGGGUAAUUAAAUUAGUGAAUUAUAAAGAUGAAUAUUA
Molecule: messenger RNA, 1361 nt
Organism: Chenopodium quinoa (quinoa)
Lineage: Eukaryota; Viridiplantae; Streptophyta; Magnoliopsida; Caryophyllales; Amaranthaceae
Exons: 1
Coding region: 647-1264 (205 amino acids)
Source: RefSeq, a predicted model, not a curated record